Lactuca virosa is the source of this 1500-nucleotide messenger RNA. Lineage: Eukaryota; Viridiplantae; Streptophyta; Magnoliopsida; Asterales; Asteraceae. The record is from the annotation of a GenBank genome assembly.
CUUUCAAGAAUUAAUUUCUAAUCCCAUUUUCAAGAAAAUGAGAGAAAUUCUUCAUGUACAAGCCGGACAAUGUGGAAACCAGAUCGGAGGGAAGUUUUGGGAGGUCGUGUGUGACGAACACGGCAUCGAUGCCACCGGGAAAUAUGUCGGUAACAGUCAUGUUCAACUAGAAAGAGUGAAUGUGUACUAUAAUGAGGCUAGUGGCGGUAGGUAUGUACCUAGAGCUGUGUUGGUGGACCUAGAGCCUGGUACGAUGGACAGUCUGCGUACCGGACCAUAUGGUAAUAUUUUUAGGCCUGAUAACUUUAUCUUCGGCCAAAAUGGUGCCGGAAACAAUUGGGCUAAAGGGCAUUACACCGAAGGUGCCGAGCUAAUUGACUCGGUUCUUGAUGUUGUUCGUAAGGAAGCCGAGAAUUGUGAUUGUUUGCAAGGUUUUCAGGUAUGUCAUUCGCUUGGAGGGGGGACCGGAUCCGGUAUGGGUACCCUACUGAUAUCGAAGAUCCGUGAAGAGUAUCCGGAUCGGAUGAUGUUGACUUUCUCGGUUUUCCCUUCACCCAAGGUGUCGGAUACAGUUGUUGAGCCAUACAAUGCCACCCUUUCUGUUCACCAGCUUGUCGAGAAUGCUGAUGAGUGCAUGGUUCUUGAUAAUGAAGCACUGUAUGAUAUAUGUUUCCGUACACUCAAGCUCACAAACCCAAGCUUUGGAGACCUGAACCACUUGAUUUCAACUACGAUGAGCGGCGUCACCUGCUGCCUCCGGUUUCCCGGUCAACUGAACUCCGACCUUCGCAAGCUCGCCGUGAAUCUCAUCCCCUUCCCUCGCCUCCACUUCUUCAUGGUCGGAUUCGCACCGUUAACCUCCCGAGGAUCACAGCAGUACCGUGCCCUAACUAUCCCUGAGCUCACUCAACAAAUGUGGGACGCUAAGAACAUGAUGUGCGCCGCCGACCCCCGCCACGGCCGUUACCUCACUGCCUCCGCUAUGUUCCGUGGAAAAAUGUCAACUAAAGAAGUCGACGAGCAGAUGAUCAAUGUGCAAAACAAAAACUCUUCGUAUUUCGUGGAAUGGAUCCCAAACAACGUGAAAUCGAGCGUCUGUGAUAUCCCACCUACCGGACUCUCGAUGUCGUCGACGUUCAUGGGGAAUUCGACCUCCAUUCAGGAAAUGUUCCGGAGGGUUUCUGAGCAGUUUACGGUGAUGUUUAGGAGGAAGGCUUUCUUGCAUUGGUAUACAGGGGAGGGAAUGGAUGAGAUGGAAUUCACAGAGGCUGAAAGUAACAUGAAUGAUUUGGUGUCUGAAUACCAACAGUAUCAAGAUGCUGUGACCGAUGAAGUUGAAGAAGAUGAAUAUGAGGAAGAGGUUGAGGAGAAUUAAAAGUCAAAUUUUCUGAAAUUCAAAUUCAAAGGUAUGUAAUAUUUUAAAGGGGUUGAUUUGUUUGUGUAUUUUUGGCCUUUUGGGCAUUCUCGAAUGUUGUUAUUCUUGUAAGAUUCCUUUCUUUU